This is a messenger RNA of Pisolithus orientalis, 1599 nucleotides long. RefSeq lists its product as uncharacterized. NCBI's taxonomy places the organism in Eukaryota, Fungi, Basidiomycota, Agaricomycetes, Boletales, Pisolithaceae. Bases 1 to 1599 code for a protein of 532 amino acids. The record is from RefSeq and is a predicted model, not a curated record. The transcript has 8 exons.
AUGUCUCAAGUUCAGGGACAUGGCCUUCAGAAUACCUAUGAAAGUGUUGUCCAUUGUGCUUUGGUAGUUGCAACUGGAAAAAUAAUAAUGGUCUUGGGUCCUAGCUCCUCUGAUCCUGAUGCAAUUGUUUGCAUUGAUGCUUGCUUUGCCCAGAAACAUAGACGAAGUCAACAGGAUGAUCCAGUAAACCCUACAGGUUCAGUUUUUCUGUCACAAGAAGACAUUAAUACUAUGGAAUGUGAGGUUGAAGGUUUGAGAAGGACAAAGGCAUCAAUGCAAAAGAGGAGUGGUCAGUCUUCUAAGAAGAAUUGUGGAGAUGAGGAUAGAUUUGAGCAGGGUAUGAGGAUACCACCAUCAGUCCUCAAGGGUUGUAAUGAAUCCUUCACUGCAGCUGAUGAGAGAUGUCAGAAAGCUGUCAGCUUGAACAGAGCUGCAGAAAUUGGGGCUACCUUGGGCCAUUUCUGCCCCAAACUUCUUUUGCUAUAUCAGUCUUUCAUGCCUUUGGUCAUCAAUGGGCUUGCCAGCUCAUCUAUCACCCUCAGAAAUGAGAAGGGUUUGGACUUUCUGAUUGGAGAGGGUUCCACUAAUACCAUCUCUGUGCACUAUCUUGACAUGAAGAGUCUUACUGGUCUUGGCCAGUGGCUUUUGUGGCACUGGAACCACUGUCAAGAAAAAAAGGCUUCUGCCAAAAAGGGUCUAAGAAAAUCUGGAAUCAAUAUUCAGACACUUCAAGCUGAAUGGGAGGCUCAGUUUGAAUUAGAGAGACUAGAAUGGUCUUACCACCAGACAGUUAGUAAACAAAAACUUCAAAUCCAUGUGGAAGGAUCUAUCCGGCAACAAGAACCUGGAAUUGUCAAGCUUUCUACCUCCUACAAUAAUUUGUGUUUGCAGUUGGUAGCUCUCAUCCACCAGGGGAAAGCCCCUCAAGGGGCCAUAGCACCUAUACUGAUCCAAAGGGAUGGUUUGUUCAAACUAGAUGUGGAUGAUGAUAUCUGGCAGGAUAUUGGUCUUGAGGAUGAUUCUGUGGGAUUGCCACCAGCUUGGUUAGCUGAUGAAAGGGUGCACUUGGGGAUCAGGUCACUCCUUGAGCUGAAGAGGUGUGAGGAGGAGGAAAGGAGGCUCCUGUAUGAAAGAAAAAGCUUGAUGGAAUGGCACUCAGAAGAAUGGAGAUGGCUGGAGAAAUGCAGAGUGGAUGCAGGUGCAGAUCUUGCAUAUGAACUGGACUGCAGGGCUUCAGCAUUAGCAAGUCUGAGUCUCCUGUGGCAGGAAAAAUUGAGGGACUUUCCAGGAGGUGCUGAUGAGAGCUGGGAGGCAAGGGUUGAAGAAUGGAGGAAUAUGGAUUAUGUACCACUCAUCAUGAACAUGGACAGAAAUGAAGAGGUGGGAUGGGAGGACUUGGAAUCUGAAAAUGAUGAUGGGGAUGAUGAAGUGCUUGAUGAUGACUUGCUGUGUGUUGCUGAGGAAUUUGCUCUUGCAGAUGAAUAUCACCAACAGUUCAGUGAGAUGUCAUUGACAGAGUUCUCAUGGGCAGAUGACUGGGAAUUAGAUGUAUUAGAUAUGGAUCUCCCAUCAUCUCCAAGUAAAAGACCAUGUAGGUAG